AUGGAAACUCCUGACUCGGCUCUGGAUAAUCGUCUUCUAUCACCAGAAGCUCCUCAUUCCCCUCAGUAUUAUUUCGCGAUCUUUCAGACAACGGACACCUUCGUUGCUAAGGCUACGUCUCCUAGUAGUCCUAGCAGUAUUGCGACAAGUUCCCAGAUCCGCGCCCUUCGAAAGCUUGGCAAGGGCAAGGACACACCACAGUCACAGCGAGUAUCGCCGAGAAUCACGAAGGUUGUUCAAUUGCCCGAGUCAUCUAUAUUAUGGUCCCGCGUGGAAGCAUUCUUGCAAGAGUUCGGAUGUUUUUGGCCUUUCUUGCGCGGAGAGAAGGUUCGUGACAGACUAUCGGUCACCAUAAGCUCGGCGCUGCGUGGCAGCCAUCCAAAUCAAAUUGUCGUCACUGCGGCAAAUUGUAAAACUAUUGCCAUUCUUUUCAAUGUGCUGGCCUACGCGGACCUGAUGGAUGAAGCAUUUGUCAACGGCGAUUUUGCUCCCGGGUCUCAAUCCUAUUGUCAAGGGUUAAGUCUAAUGGAGUCUUUUGGAGUCCUCCAUGACAAUGAUUUGGACACCAUGAUAUACCACACUAUCGCGGCAUCAUUUUUCCUGGCAGCCGAAAAGCUACAUACGGCUCUGCAGAGUGCUUCUCAGGCCUUUCACAUUGCUCGCUGUCUUGAGCUGAACAAUCAGAAGCGAUGGCCAGAAAAUACGGAGGACGAAAUUGCUUGCCGCCAGUCUCUUUGGUGGACAUUGUACUUUCUGGAUAAACGAAUCACGCAAAAGAUCGGGAUCUCAUACUCUGUGCGAGAAAAUGAGUGUGGCGUCAGAGAGUUUGUUGGAGACGAAGCCGACGGCGGCGUACACGACCAUCAUGACAUGCUCCAAAGCAUGGUCAACUACAGUCAUUUGUGGGCUUAUAUCUGGGAUGGCUUUUUCUCGCCACGAGCCUCAGUAAAACAAAUUGACUUUGAUGAGGUUGAGUUGACAGAUACCAAAAUUAUGCUGGCUUAUCGUCGUCUUCCAGAUAAUCUUUCUUGGGAAUCCCAAAAGGCUUUGGAAUACAUGAAAGGUGAUGACGAGAGACAAAUUCGGCGGCGACUUCUUGUUUUUCUGGUAAGAAUUUUUGAAGAAUCUUACCCCCACACUUACUCAACAUAA
This is a messenger RNA of Penicillium daleae, 1152 nucleotides long. RefSeq names its product fungal specific transcription factor domain-containing protein. NCBI's taxonomy places the organism in Eukaryota, Fungi, Ascomycota, Eurotiomycetes, Eurotiales, Aspergillaceae. Bases 1 to 1152 code for a protein of 383 amino acids. The record is from RefSeq and is a predicted model, not a curated record. The transcript has a single exon.